This is a messenger RNA of Larimichthys crocea (large yellow croaker), 1624 nucleotides long. It is a transcript of the gene eif3i, whose product is annotated as eukaryotic translation initiation factor 3, subunit I. NCBI's taxonomy places the organism in Eukaryota, Metazoa, Chordata, Actinopteri, Sciaenidae. Gene Ontology annotation, biological process: cytoplasmic translational initiation. Gene Ontology annotation, molecular function: RNA binding; protein binding; translation initiation factor activity. The record is from RefSeq and is a predicted model, not a curated record. Bases 197 to 1174 code for a protein of 325 amino acids. Gene Ontology annotation, cellular component: eukaryotic translation initiation factor 3 complex, eIF3m; cytoplasm. The transcript is spliced from 11 exons.
UCUUCUAUUCACUGCGUGCUGCGGUGGAGGAUCACCGACAGGUGGCGCCGUGUUGCCCGUUCGACACCGGAAACUUCGUCACCUUCCUUUUCCGCCGCGGCUCCGGCGCCUCAAGCACGAGUGUUCAUCUUUUCUCUCUUCGCGUGAGGCUGCAGUGAACAAACCGAGACCCGAGAGGCGACACCAGCAGAGGAAAAUGAAACCCAUCCUGCUCCAGGGCCAUGAGAGGUCCAUCACUCAGAUCAAGUACAACAGAGAAGGAGACCUGCUGUUCUCUGUAGCUAAAGACACGGUAGCAAACGUGUGGUACUCUGUCAAUGGCGAGAGGCUCGGCACCUACAAUGGACACACAGGAGCGGUGUGGUGUGUCGACUGUGACUGGGACACUAAAAACGUAUUAACGGGAUCUGCUGACAACAGCUGUCGACUGUGGGACUGUGAGACCGGUAAACAGCUGGCCCUGCUCCAAACCAACUCCGCUGUCAGAACGUGCGGCUUCGACUAUAGCGGCAACAUCAUCAUGUUCUCCACAGACAAGCAGAUGGGUUACCAGUGCUACCUGAACUUCUUUGACCUGAGGGAUCCACAGCAGAUUGAGGACAACCAGCCCUACCUGUCGAUACCUUGCAGUGACCACAAGAUUACCAGCGCUGUGUGGGGACCUUUGGGAGAGUUUGUCAUCGCUGGCCAUGAGAACGGAGAGUUGAACCAGUUCAGCGCCAAGUCUGGAGAUAUCCUGAAGAGCGCCAAAGAGCACACCAAGCAGAUCAAUGACAUCCAGACGUCUGUGGAUCUCACUAUGUUCAUCAGUGCCUCAAAGGACAACAGUGCCAAGCUGUUUGAUUGCACUUCUCUGGACCACAUCAAGACUUUCAAGACAGAGAGGCCUGUCAACUCUGCUGCUAUCUCCCCCAUUAUGGAUCAUGUGGUGAUGGGAGGUGGUCAGGAGGCCAUGGAGGUCACAACUACCUCCACCAGGAUCGGAAAGUUUGAGGCCAGGUUCUUCCACGCUGCUUAUGAAGAGGAGUUUGGAAGGGUCAAAGGUCACUUCGGUCCCAUCAACUGUGUGGCAUUCCACCCCGAUGGCAAGAGUUACAGCAGUGGAGGAGAAGACGGAUACACAAGGAUUCAUUACUUUGACUCACAGUACUUUGACUUUGAACUGGAGGCGUAAACAGACAGGCUCCUCGAUCCCACAGCUUCAACUAACGUCGCGCUCUGUCCGGUCAGAAAACAGGAAUAACAGGACUGCAUUUUGACCGCCUCGCUUUCUUCCCUUCAUCUGAACUGAUCUGAAGUCGGCACACAGGCCACAGUUGAUUUCAGCUGCCAUUGAUUUAAAUUCAGCCUGUAUACUUCUCUCUGAUUACUUCAAAUAAAGGAAAAGUAGUGAGCAGAGGUGACUGCAUCUCAAAAGAGUAAGGUGGGUUUUUGUUUUCUAACAUCGCUUGGAAAUUGUCUUGGUGGCAUAAGAAGCAAUUUUUGUACCCUGGAUCUGCAUUCAUGACUGGACUUUCAAACCCACACUCCCGGAUUCCUGAAGCUUAUUUAACGAUUUCUUGAUAUAUUUUCUGUUGUAAUUCAUUCCACCACGAGUCACCACAAAUAAAAUUACUGAAUUCAA